AUGCCAUGCAUGCUAACAAGAUUCCCAGGGCCUUUGGAAGAGAAACAGCCCCACAGCAUCACAGAUUCUCCACCAUACUUUACAAUGAGCAUGAAGUACUUUUCCGCAUACUUAUUCUUGGAUUCACGCCAGACCCACUUAGAAUGUUUGUUGCCAAAAAGCAAAAUUUUAGUCUCAUCUGACCAAAGCACACAGUUCCAGUUGAAGCCCCAGUACCGCUUAGCAAACUCUAGACAUUUACGUAGCCAGUUUCCAUUUGCUGUGGAGCAACAGUCAAGUCCUUUUCUUGAAACCGAAACACAGCCGUUUUCAGAUUCUUACAGAUCUUCUCCCCAAAUUCCCACUGUUUAUGUUGAGAGGAGCAUUGAAGAGCUAACUGACAUAGCUGAAAAUGAGAACGAGCCUGAAUCUUCAAGCACUCUGCAAGAGAAGGGAAACAAAGGAAGCACUGAAACACUUAAAAGAAUUUGUGAUGACUCACUUGUCAGCAGCUGUGAAUCUGCUAAAACUGUGUGUAGUUUUGAGGAACUUUCUCAAUCAGGGAAUAUUGAUAAAUCUGAAUUAUAUCCAUCAGCAGUUGAGGCACCCGACAUCCAGGGAAACACAGGUGUAGCACUUGGGAAUGAAGAAGUCUGCUUUGCUGACCAGGACUCAGAGGACAAAGCUGAUUCAGUAGUUGAUGAGAAUAUCAAGCGUCCAGAUAGCCUGAAGGGUAUUCAGUCUUUUCAAAGAAGCCAAAGUAAUUUUGCCAGUCUGGGUUUGGCCUUUCCAGCCCAAAAUGGAAACCUUGCCAUUUGUCGGUGGCCUAGCAUGGCAGAUCGGAAUAUGCUACCUGAAGAGUGGGAAAAUUAUACAAUUUCUCCUGCAUAUGAACGUUCAUAUAGUGCAUCUGAUCCCAAUAACGACAGUUCUGUGACAGAAGAUUGCUUGAUACUAGUCAGUUGUGGCCUCUAUGACCUAGUGAGGGGAGUCUUACUCAUUCUGCCUGACGUGCUACUGGAGGAGGUUAUGGAUAAGCUGAUUCAGCCAGAAGCCUUGAUUGUCCUUGUUAACCAUCCUUCACCUCAAGUACAACUGGGAGUCCUGAAAUUAUUGGAUGCCUACUUUGUUCGUGCAGUUAAAGAGCAAAAAGAGAAAUUUCUUAAGAACCAUGGCUUUUCUUUACUUGCAAAUCAGCUUUACCUUCACCAGGGGAAUCCAAGCUUGUUGGAGUGUUUCUUGGGAAUGUUAUUUGGCCGACCAGUGGGCCUGGAUGAAGAGUUAGAUCUUGAAGACAUGGAAAAGAUCGAUCCAUUCAGAAAAAGAUGCAUAAUUCCAGUACUUGGGCUGAUUGAAAACUCACUGUACGAGAAUAUGUUGGUGCACAAUAUUUUGUGUGUUCUGCUACAAUUUCUCAAUGCCUGUUCAAAAGUUUCUGACAUCCUGUUAGACAAUGGUCUUCUUUAUGUUCUCUUCAACACUCUGGCAGCACUAAAUGGGAUGGAGAAUGGGAUACCUCUUAAUGAUUUCAAGCUCCUGGUGUGUGAUAUUCAGCAACUGCUAGUGGCCAUAACUAUUCAUUCAUGCAGUUCCUCAGGAUCUCAGUAUUUUCGCAUUAUAGAAGACCUAAUUACAUUGCUUGGCUACCUGCAGACCAGCGAAAACAAGCGUACACAAGAAAUGGCUAUGGCAUUGCAAUUCCGUGUUCUGCAAUCAGCUAUAGAGUUUAUCAAAACUACAGCCAAUCAAGAUUCCCAGAAAUUGACAAGCUCUGUGCAUUUACCAGCAUCUCAUCAUCAUGCAAUCUAUCAGAAGAGGAAGAGCAUUGCAGGUUCAACUGCCAUGAAAGAUUCCAUAAUUCCACGCCUCCCAAGGCAGCAUUUCUGUUCCUAUGGCCAGAUACCGAUGCCCCCUUCCAUCAUGUUAAAUCAGGAGUUUCCUCUCCUGUCUCCUUCAGGAUCUUCCACGUGCAUCUUCCCAACUGAAUCAGGACCUCGCAGGUUUUCUCUUGCUCAGUCUGACACUUUACUUUUACGAUUGAGAUCAGUGGCUAAUGAUGAACUGGCAGUUAUGAUGGAGAGGAGGAUGAGUCAGGAAAAUCCCAUAAGAGCCAGUGAGUCUGAAUACAUUCAGCGACUCCAGAGACUGACUGUCCUAUCUGUCAAUCGUCUUAUCUAUCAAGAUGGAAGUUGUGACUUUUUUGAUUUGCUGAACAUCCCACAGCCUCCAAUACAACAGAGGUCUUCAGAACAGCAGUCAGAUCAACUUGAUGAAAGUGGAUCUGUAAAGCAAACAAACAGCUUAAAGACAUUCCAGAACGAAAUUUUAAAAUUAAUGAUGGAAGGAAUCAAAAUAGGCCUUGUAAGUGUUACGCAAAAAUAUUUUUUAUAGAAAAGAUAACUAUCUAAAAUGUCUUUACAGGUGUUCUACAUAGAAUUGAAUUAUAC
Messenger RNA from Erpetoichthys calabaricus (reedfish), 2426 nucleotides. RefSeq names its product lysosomal-trafficking regulator-like. Lineage: Eukaryota; Metazoa; Chordata; Cladistia; Polypteriformes; Polypteridae. The record is from RefSeq and is a predicted model, not a curated record. The coding region runs from base 1 to 2370 and encodes 789 amino acids. The transcript has 10 exons.